Aspergillus alliaceus is the source of this 1021-nucleotide messenger RNA. RefSeq lists its product as uncharacterized. The transcript has 2 exons. The record is from RefSeq and is a predicted model, not a curated record. NCBI's taxonomy places the organism in Eukaryota, Fungi, Ascomycota, Eurotiomycetes, Eurotiales, Aspergillaceae. The coding region runs from base 265 to 684 and encodes 139 amino acids.
AAAACAAAUUCGGUGAACCUAAUUUCGUUUACUAGCUUAGGGACCUAUUUUAACCCUGCUUCUUCUUCGAGACAUGGGCCAAGUACCGAUACCCUCGACGAUUUGUCUGGCUCUAUCGACACAAUAGUUUCAAUAACCGAGACGGGAUUCGACCAAGAACUAUCCCUCGCAGCAUUUAUAGCUCACACAGACGACCAAACCCCGAAGUGCGACCACGGAUGGGGCUUCAAGCCCCUAGAAGUCAUCCUCUCCGCAUAUCUCAACAUGAUCGACGAGGGCAAGGUCACAACCAUCCAUAAGUACAACCAACUUGAUCAGUACUGCCAGACACAAUGUCAACCAUGGGUUCUGCGGCCCUAUACCACAGUUGACGUGGAAAAGGCCGUAUCUGCCUUGCAACGACUCAUAACGGCCAUCGAGUCCAGACAACCAGCCCACUUGUCUCCCUCGGUAAACCCAAGUACACUAGGCUUAGCCCAAAUACCCCUAGGCACAUUCAUCCAUAACUUUCUCAAAGCAAUCUCAACAAUACACAUCCCCUUCCGCUACAUCGCCCCGGGAAUCGACUCCUUAGCCCCGCAGAAUUCCUCCAACAACCAUACCUCCCCUCCUCAUUUGGAUACCAUGACUAUCCGAACCAUAGACCAGCGCCCAUAUUCAGCACAGACGGCGAAAAUGGAAUAGGAAGAGAUCUUCCCCGGCUAUCAUCACCUAGACCUGAAACUCCAAGCACCCACAGGUCUAUACAUAUCAGCUAUUGACUGCCGCACGAACCGCGUCUUUUCCAAUAGUUGUCAGCUGCUCCUACCGUUUAAAGUCGGGGAGAAAGGGAGGGCAUGUGUGAGCGAUGAGCAGCAGAUGAAUGUGGAUGCGUGGUUAGAGGCGUGGUUGGGUUGGAGGAGUGGUACGAGGUACUGGGCCUAAUGGUAGUGAUACGGAUCUGUAAUAGUCUGGGUAUAAUGGGUUUACAGAUUUGCAGGAGGUGCAGUUGCUUAAGGUGUUGUUGAUUUGGGCGGAGAGA